GGAAACCAGGAAGCUUUCACAGCAACAUGACAUAAACCAAAGCAGUUGUGUUGUGUAACUGCACGUUUUCUGUAUCGCAAUGCCUGUAGACGGUUCAGAGGACCAGGUGCCCUCCUCUCUCUCCAGCCCUGCCAGUGCCGCCCUCACCCCGGGAGGGUCUGAGGAAGAUGGGGCCACAGGGGGCUCAGCUGUCAACUCUUUCCCUGAUAACAGUCAGGGCUCCGAGGCUGCUUCAGCCUAUCCUGUCAACACUGGACCUGGGGAGGGCAGCAGUGGUGGUAAGAGGUCUGGAGCCUUGCUGCAGAUUGACCGACAGCGUAUCCAAGCAGCAUCUGCCAGUUCUGGAGCUGAUGAACUCCAGGGCCUUGGUGUGGCUGUGUAUGACCAGGAUGUCCUUGAGCAAGGUGUCUUGCAGCAAGUGGACGAGGCAAUCCAGGAGGCCAGUCAUGCUGCUGCUAAAGCAGAGGCAGAGAAGGAGUACCAGUCUGUGCUCGAUGAUGUCAGGUCCGUCACAGCAUCUCUGAAACAAAUAAACAAGAUUAUUGAGCAGCUGUCUCCCUAUGCUGCCUCCAGUAAAGAUAUCAGUAGGAAGAUUGAAUCUGUCAAACGACAGAAAGAAAAUAAGGAGAAACAGCUAAAGAAAGUCAAAGCCAAACAAAAGCGACUUCAGGCCAUUCUGGGAGGAGAGGAUGUUGCAAGGGUGGAGGCUGAGCUUCUGGCAGAGGGUGAUGAUGAAGAGGAAGAAGCCGGGCCGUCCACACUGGGCAGCAUGCUCAUGCCCGCUCAGGAGACCGAAUGGGAGGAGUUAAUCCGGAAAGGUCACAUGACUCCUUUUGGAACCCGAAUCCCGCAGAAGGAGGAAAAAAAGGAACCUCGAAAAGUUAUGCUUGCUGAGAACUCUGCCUUUGACCUGUACUUGGCGGACCAGGCCAAGAUUGCUACUGAGAGGAAGAGACUCCCUCUUCUUAAGAAGAAGAUGAGCUCUGGACUCAGCCCUGGUGUAGAGGCCAGGGGGAAAACCAACAAAAAAGUUUCCUCUUCCAAGGAUAAAAAAAUGAAGAAGCGCAUGCGAAAACUCCAGAUAACUGCUCUGAAGGCCCAUCCGAAGGCUCGGCCCAAGGCUGAGCCACAGCUCUCUAAGCCAAAGACGAAGCGUCACAUUGAGGGAGAGGAGACAGACAGCGAGGCAUCAGAGUACCUGCCCAGUGACGAAGGCAUAGAUCCUGACCAGGAGGAAAGAGAAGCCAUGGAGGAGGGCUUUGGGGAGGAUGAUGAUGAGGAAUAUGAGUUGAAACCAUACAAGCAAAAAAGUGAGAAGAAAGCGAGGAAGAAAAUAAAGAAAAGAGAGGAGAGCGAGGAAGAAUACUACCCUGAGAGUUCAGAUGGAGAGGAGGGCGUGAAGGGCAAAAACAAGAAAAACAAAGAUGAUGGAGAUGUGAAGUACUACAGACAGAGAAUAAGGAGGUGGAAGCGACAGCGUCUUCGAGAAAGAGAGGAGAAGAGAGAAAGAGGCGAGUUUACAGACGACAGUGAUGAAGAAUUUGAUGAAGGCUUCAAAGUGCCUGGUUUCCUCUGGAAAAAACUUUACAAGUACCAGCAGACAGGUGUGCGGUGGAUGUGGGAACUCCACUGUCAGCAGGCAGGUGGCAUCCUGGGAGAUGAGAUGGGAUUGGGCAAAACCAUCCAGAUCAUCAGCUUCCUGGCUGGACUGAGCUACAGCAAACUGAGGACGAGAGGAUCCAACUACAGGUAUGUUGGUCUUGGUCCGACAGUCAUCGUGUGCCCGGCCACAGUCAUGCACCAGUGGGUAAAGGAGUUCCACACCUGGUGGCCUCCUUUCAGAGUGGCUGUUCUGCAUGAAACCGGCUCGUUCACCAGCAACAAGCAAAAGCUUAUUCCAGAGAUAGCGGCGUGUCAUGGGAUCUUGAUAACCUCAUAUUCAGCUGUGAGGAAUAUGCAAGACAUCUUGCAGCGCUAUGACUGGCACUAUAUUAUACUGGAUGAGGGCCAUAAGAUCAGGAAUCCAAAUGCUGGAGUUACCACUGCCUGCAAACAGUUUCGCACUCCCCACAGGUUCAUCCUGUCAGGCUCUCCCAUGCAGAACAACUUGAAGGAGCUGUGGUCUCUGUUUGACUUUGUCUUCCCCGGCAAACUGGGGACAUUACCCGUCUUUAUGGAGCAGUUCUCUGUGCCGAUCACCAUGGGAGGAUACAGCAAUGCCUCGCCUGUACAGGUCCAAACAGCAUUUAAGUGUGCAUGCGUGCUGAGAGACACCAUAAAUCCUUACCUGCUCAGAAGAAUGAAAGCAGACGUCAAGGCCAACCUCUCCUUACCUGACAAAAAUGAACAGGUUCUGUUUUGCAGAUUAACAGAGGACCAGCGGCAGGUUUAUCAGACCUUCCUAGAUUCCAAAGAGGUCUACCAGAUACUUAACGGGGACAUGCAGGUGUUCUCUGGUUUGAUAGCUCUACGCAAGAUCUGUAACCACCCCGACCUUUUCUCGGGCGGCCCUCGGAUACUGAGGGGAGUCCCAGAGGACCAGCUAACUAAGGAGGAACACUUUGGCUAUUGGAAACGCUCGGGCAAGCUGAUCGUGGUGGAGUCUCUGCUGCGCCUCUGGUUCAAACAGGGCCACAGAGUCCUGCUCUUCACUCAGUCAAGACAGAUGUUGGACAUCUUGGAGGUAUUCACGAUGGAGAAUAACUACUCAUACCUGAAAAUGGACGGCACUACCACAAUAGCUUCCCGACAGCCCCUCAUCGCUCGCUACAACGAGGACAAAUCCAUUUUUAUCUUCUUGUUGACCACUAAAGUUGGAGGUCUGGGAGUCAAUCUGACUGGAGCCAACAGAGUCAUCAUCUAUGACCCAGACUGGAACCCCAGUACCGACACACAGGCUCGGGAGCGAGCAUGGAGGAUCGGUCAGACGCAGCAAGUGACAGUCUACAGACUGCUGACUGCAGGGACCAUCGAGGAGAAAAUCUACCACAGGCAAAUCUUCAAACAGUUUCUGACCAACCGCGUUCUGAAGGACCCCAAACAAAGACGGUUCUUCAAGUCGAAUGACAUUUAUGAGCUCUUCACUCUGGCUGACCCCGAUGGAGCUCAGGGAACAGAGACCAGUGCCAUAUUUGCAGGUACAGGCUCUGAUGUCAAGGCACCUAAGAAGCCUCAGAGGCCAAGGCCAUCACACACGGUAAACCAUAGCAGUAAUAAACACAAACACUCCUCGGCAAACCAGAAUGAAACCGGUGCAGACAGCCGACAGUCUGCAGCAAACAUUCCUGCAUUAAGAGAUGGAAACACUUCUCAGUGCAGUAAAAACUCUCCGGGUAAACCAAAUGGCCUAACAGACAGUCAAAGCACCGACCGAAAUGGCCUGGAUGCACAGCCAAAUAUUUCAGCAAAUACACAGCGUACAGGACAAAAUAACAGAGACUGGGACGCAGCCAAGCCAGCAGUUAAAAACUCAAACUCAUCCAGUUCUCACCAACACACAGACAAAGACUCUGCCCUGACAAGCCCACAGAAACACAGGGAAAAGAGGAAGCACUGCGACUCAGCUGACUCGGACAAACACAAACAUAAGAGGCGUAAACACUCCAAAGAUUCUCGGUUUGAAGGCCAUCGCAUCUCUCAUUUGGUGAAGAAAAAGACCUAUGAGAAAGCGGAGGAUGAAGAUGAGGCACAGAAGAAAUCAGACGAUUACGUUUUGGCAAAGCUCUUCAAAAAAUCUGGUAUCCACAGCGUGAUGCAGCAUGACACCAUCAUGGAGUCCUCUAACCCUGACUAUGUUCUAGUGGAGGCAGAAGCUAAUAGGGUGGCUAAAGAUGCCCUGAAAGCGCUUAAGGUUUCUCGCCAGCAGUGUAGGCUGGCCUUAAAUAGACCCCCUCCUCCACCUGCAAGGAAACGGUUUGGACAAAAGAAUAAUUCUCUCCUGGUUGCACCUUCUGUUCAAUCUGCCCCCAAUCCAUGCAAAUGCAAGGAUGCUGCUAUUGUAAAGAAGUCUGUGUCAAAGAAGCCUGGUUCGGGCGCUCAUUUCAGCGGAGAAGGGAUGGAAGGUGACUCAGCCUCCGCCCCGCUCUCCUCCUCCUCCCUGCUGGCCAAGAUGAAAGCCCGGAAUCACUUCAGCACACCCUCCAGCCAGAGAGAAGACGCAGAAGAAGAGGAGGACGGCUCCGGGGCUCCAGUAAGGAGCUCCCCCCCGGCUCCGCCCACGGAGCAUGAUGAGCUGUUGGUGGAUGUGCGCAACUUCAUAGCCUUCCAGGCCAAUGUGGACGGACAGGCCACCACCCAGGAAGUGCUGGAGUAUUUCAAACCAAGACUGACUGAGAGUCAGGCGCCUGUUUUCAGAGAGCUGCUCAGGAGCAUCUGUGACUUCCAGAGGACAUCUGGUCAGGAGGGCAUGUGGAGACUGAAGGAGAGCUUCCGCUGAGUGAAGCACAGUUGAAAGCGGAACAAAGACUUAACUGUGAUGCAGAUUUUAAUACUUGUCAGUUAUGAGUCUGUUGAGAUUAAGCCAACAACUUCUUAUUGUUUACUUGUCUUUCUUUAUUCUUAGUUUAUUCUGUCAAAUUGAGAUAUCUGUCUGACAAAAAUACAUCAGAGCUAGACGGUAGAUUGCAUCAGCUAUUGAAAGCCCAUACUGUAGGAAUGCCAUUUUAGCAGAUAAACUCAUAUUAUUAUCAGUUAAAGAAGUCUAAUCUGUCACACUCUUUGUUUGAGAUUUGGGCUUGUCCACGUGUUGUUGCUUCUGUCCUGUUGAUUGAUUGUCCCUGGUUAUACUUGAAUUCACUGGUUUUGUAUUUGCCAGAAAGUUAAAACUGUAUAACCCCGAGUAAUGACUUACUCUGAGAUGUGUUUUAUGCUUUCAGUUUGUCUCACUUGUCACAUUUCUAUGAAAUUUAAUAGGGGAGUAAGUGUGUCAUUUUGUAAAUAUGACCAAAUCACCACCGGGUUUGGUUGGUUUUGUGAUGACUAACUUUUCUUAAACUGUGACCUACCUCUGAUUAUUUGUGGAAAAAAUGGCAAAAGCAGCAAUUUAUCUGCUUUGUUUUAUAUAAAUAAAAAAAUAUUGAUGCUGUCUUGCAUUAAUUGUAAGAAAUAAA
Molecule: messenger RNA, 5108 nt
Organism: Epinephelus lanceolatus (giant grouper)
Lineage: Eukaryota; Metazoa; Chordata; Actinopteri; Perciformes; Serranidae
Gene: ercc6
Product: excision repair cross-complementation group 6
Biological process (GO): transcription-coupled nucleotide-excision repair
Cellular component (GO): nucleus
Molecular function (GO): ATP binding; ATP-dependent activity, acting on DNA
Source: RefSeq, a predicted model, not a curated record